UGUACAGAUAUCAGAAUCUUUUGGGGGCUAGGGUUUUUUUCUUCUUCCUCUCUCCCGCGUUCUCGUCUUCUCCAUCUUCCUCCUUCCGUCGCAAGCGCGCGCCUGCAGGCGGGAUUCCGUCCUCUACUCCUCCUCUCCGAUUCGAAUCGGGGUUUCGAUCCGACCGCGUGCCUCGCGAUCCUCUCUCGUGUGGGCGACCUCUCUCGUGUGGGCGAAAGGCGAAGUCUUUUGGAACGAUGUCUCGUUGCUUUCCCUACACGCCUCGCGAGGGAUGCGUGAAGAGAGGGACGCUGAGGGAGACUUUGAUGGGGUCUCUUAAGCUCCAGAAGGAAAAGCAGAAGGUGGCUGAGACAAAAAGAAGUAAGCCAAACAAGAGGGAAAAGGAGGAGACCGAAAACCCCAUGAAACCCUUUGCUGGUAAUGUUGGUAAUGUUAGCAAGGUAAAGAGACUAUUUCAUGAGAAACCACCGACACCGGCAGGAGUGAGGAAGAGAAAAGUUUUUGAUUCAGACUCCCCUCCAGUGAGUAAAGACUCCAAAUUGGGGAAGAGAAAAGUUUUUGAUUCAGACUCCCCUCCCAUGAGUAAAGAUUACUCUGAGCAAGGGGAGAAGAGUUCAAUUACAGAAGAGCAUGAGCAACCAGUUGGUUACCUAUCUGAUGGGAGCAAGAGCAGCAGCAACAAGAGUAGACAAGAUGCCUCGACUUCUAGCAUUGAACGGCGUGGCAACAUUCUGAGAAUCCGGUUGAAACGAACAGCAGCACCUGAGAGUCCAUUUGUUGGACAACCUGAGUGCACUACAUCCGGAAGAACAGAUUUUCCUUCUAAGCAGCAUUUGCAUGAGACGAGUCAUGCGCCUUGUCAAAUAAACAUCCCUUCGGCUACUGCGAAGGAGGAAGCGAAGGAGACUUUAUUGGUGAAGCCAGAAGUCUCUCCUCAAUUAGAUACAGCAUUUCAGACUGUCCCUUCAUCGGCCAGAAAUGAAUUGUCAGAGCUUGAAUCCACAUAUGAAACUCUGAUAGAGCAUUGGGUGCCCCUUCCUUUGGAUCACGGACUUGGUGAACCUGAUGAUGAGGACUGGCUUUUCAAGACGAAAUGCGUAGAGGGUAAAUCUCCGAAGCGGCCUAAAGUAGGGGACGACACAGCAAUUUCUUUUACUUGGCCGCUGCAAGCCCAUUAUUUACCUGAGGCCGAGAUUUACGCCUUGCCUUAUACUGUUCCAUUUUAAUUCUUUUUUUCCGUUCAAAUUACUUUGUAAAGCGGCACAGAUGUACAUAAGUUGAGCAAAACGAAAGAGAAAUUUUGAGCAAAA
This is a messenger RNA of Eucalyptus grandis, 1310 nucleotides long. RefSeq lists its product as uncharacterized. The transcript has 3 exons. NCBI's taxonomy places the organism in Eukaryota, Viridiplantae, Streptophyta, Magnoliopsida, Myrtales, Myrtaceae. The record is from RefSeq and is a predicted model, not a curated record. The coding region runs from base 237 to 1226 and encodes 329 amino acids.